AUGAAGCAAGCGAAAUAAGCGCCCCGCCCCAAAAUGCGGAUAUUGAAGAGCGCAAUUUCCCAUGGUUCUCUCUCUUCAUCCUCCGCCAUUGUGGUGACAACAGUGGCGUCCCGAGAUGUCGUCCCACAAAACCUACAGGAUCAAGCGCUUCCUCGCUAAGAAGCAGAAGCAGAACAGGCCAAUCCCUCAGUGGAUCAGAAUGAAGACCGGCAACAAGAUCAGGUACAACUCCAAGAGGAGACACUGGAGGAGGACAAAGCUGGGCCUGUAAGCCUGAGGCCUGUGACACCCUUGGCAUCUCCAGAACUCCGGGCAGAACCACCACCACCAACUCCUCAAAGUCUGGAGGAAAAAUCCUGGCAUUUUGGAACAGCGGUCUCUUUGUACAGAAAUUGGGUUUAUGAUGACACAAUAAACCGUUUGUUUAAAACACCAGAAAA
Engraulis encrasicolus (European anchovy) is the source of this 440-nucleotide messenger RNA. It is a transcript of the gene rpl39, whose product is annotated as ribosomal protein L39. NCBI's taxonomy places the organism in Eukaryota, Metazoa, Chordata, Actinopteri, Clupeiformes, Engraulidae. Gene Ontology annotation, biological process: translation. Gene Ontology annotation, cellular component: ribosome; cytosolic large ribosomal subunit. The coding region runs from base 116 to 271 and encodes 51 amino acids. The record is from RefSeq and is a predicted model, not a curated record. Gene Ontology annotation, molecular function: structural constituent of ribosome. The transcript has 3 exons.